GCAGAGGUUGCGGUGAGUCAAAAUUGUGCCAAUGCACUCCAGUCUGGGCAACAGAGCAAGACUCAAUCUCAAAAAAAAGACUUUGUUUCAUGUACAAAAUUAUUUAAACUGUAUAAAAUUAGCUCUAUGUGAGUAAGGUAUAUAUGAAAUAAAUGAAUUUCAUGUUUAGACUUAGGCCUCAUCCCUAAGAUAUUUCAUAAUGUACAUAUAUAUUCCAAAAUCUGAAAUUGGAAACACUUCUGGCCCCAAGCAUUUCAGAUAAGGGAUACUCAACUUGUUGAAACCAUACAAUAUAUAGCUUUUCAGAUUGGAUUCUUUCACUUUUUAGUAUGUAUUAAAAUUUUCUCCAUGUCUUUUCAUGCCUUGAUAGCUCAUUUUUUUCUUGUUUUCUUUUUCUUUCUUUUUUCUUGUUUUCUUAUAAAUAGAUGUUUAUAGCAGCUUUAUUCAUAAUUGCCAAAACUCAGUAGGUAAAUGAAUAAAUAAUGGGUCUGUUUUUAAAAGAGUGUUUUAUAUUUUUACUAUUGAACAUCUUUUCACAUGUUAAUUUGUCACUUACCUUGUUUUGUGUAUAGUAACGUUCAUAUCCUUUACUGAUUUUUCUACUAAAGUCUCCUUUUACUCUUAAACAGAAGUGCCCUUAAAAAUCAAAUAGGGAACUUGCAUAUCAACAUUUUAAAUGCAUAUGUCCUUUGGCUGAUCAGUUCUAAUAUGUGGCAUUUAUCCUAGAAAUACAUUCUUAAAAGAAUAUAAAGGUAUUGAAUGAUGUUCCCUCUAGCAUGGCUUUUAAAGAAAAAAUAUAACCUAAGUAUGAUCAAUAGGAUAGUUAAGUAAAUUAUGGAACACCCAUACAAUAUUACUUAGCUUUAAUAAGAAUAAAGCUUUAAAAGAAUAAGCUGAUCCGUGAAGAUCUCCAAGCUGUCUUAACCGGAAAGAGCUAAGGUGCAAAAUUACAUUAUGAUACCAUAAGUGUUUUAAAAUGUAUAAAUGCUUAUUCACUAAACAAAAUGUUUAUUUAGUGCUACUGUGUGACAGGUAGUGUCCUAGAUAAAUACGCACAAAAUACAAUGGUUAACUCUAAAGAGUGGGACACUUUUCGUUUUAUGGUCCUUCUGCAACUUGACUUUUUUAUUGUACAUAUAUUAUGUAUACUUAAAGAAAAUAAUUUGUACAGAUUACUAUAAUGGUCUUUUAAUUGAUAUUUCACCUCCUAACCAGUGAUGACCCCGAAGACAUUUACCACUCUGUUGGUUUUUAAUUGAAAUGAUGUACAUAAAUGUGGGGCGUGCUUGCACCGUCCGGAUGGGACUGGGGUCCGUCAGCGGAGAGCGACCUGGGCGGGGCGGGAGGUGGCAGCGGGGGUCCUCCCGGAUCACCAGAGAGACGAGCGGCCGUGCUCCUAGAGAGGCAAGGAACCCGCCAGACUCCGCCACUCUGUUGCGGGCGCGGCGAGGGGAGAAGCUUUUGUGCAGGCCAAGCUGCUGGAGGCGCCGGAGACACCCAUCAGCCCCGCCAGCCCGCCAGUAGCACGGCCUGGGCUCUGGGGAAACCGGCGCUCCCGACUGGGCAGCCCCGGGCCUCUGCGCUCCCUCGGGAGCCUUUCACGAGGUCGGCUACGUCUUUGUUGUGCGCGUUCCUGAACUUUUGGUCCAUUAACCAACAAUUAGACACGCAGGUAUUCAGUGUCUGGCGCGGUGGUAGAUGCUGGGUGUAAUCUCAGAAAAAUACAUUCUGGGGUGCGCCUGAGGGUGCUGGCUGUGGCAUCUCAGGUGCUUUACCUGCCUUCGUGAAGAAGUCCAUCAGUAUUUGUUGAAUACCAGACCCCAAGCUAAGUGAAGCUUUAGCCUCUAAACGCAACAUGUAUGAAGCUUUGCCAGGCCCUGUUCCUGAAAAUGAAGAUGGCCUUGUGAAAGUGAAGGAGGAAGAUCCCACCUGGGAGCAGGUGUGCAACUCACAGGAGGGCAGCUCCCACACUCAGGAGAUUUGCCGCCUGCGCUUUCGGCAGUUCUGCUACCAGGAGGCUCAUGGACCCCGGGAAGCUCUGGCCCAACUCCGAGAACUUUGUCAUCAAUGGCUGAGACCCAAGAUGCACACCAAGGAACAGAUAAUGGAACUGCUGGUGCUGGAGCAGUUCCUGACCAUCCUGCCCAAGGAGCUCCAGCCCUGUGUGAAGACAUAUCCUCUGGAGAGUGGAGAGGAGGCAGUGACAGUGCUGGAGAAUCUAGAGACAGGAAGUGGAGACACAGGACAACAGGCCUCUGUCUAUAUUCAGGGACAGGACAUGUGCCCAGUGGUGACAGAAUAUCAAGGAGUCUCUUUGGAGUGUCCGAGCCUCCAGCUCCUGCCUGGGGUAACCACUCUGAAGUGUGAACCUCCACAGCUUCCUCAAGAGAACCCCCAAGAAGUGAGUGGGCCUGUUCCCCACGGAUCAGCUCAUCUCCAGGAAAAAAGCCCCAGAGACAAGGCUGCAGUGCCUGUGUUUAACCCAGUCAGGUCCCAGACAUUGGUGAAGACUGAGGAAGAAACAGCCCAGGCCCUUGCUACAGAGAAGUGGCCACAUCUGAGUCUGGCUCGGAGGAACCUCUGUGGGAACUCAGCUCAGAAGACAGUUACAAGCCUCAGUCUGAUGACUGAAGAAAUUGUAACUAAAGAUACAUUGUUUAAUGCAAAGCAAGAAACUUCUGAAGAAACGGAACAAAGUGGAGAAGCCUCAGGAAAGCCCAACAGAGAGUGUGCACCCCAGAUUCUUUGUAGUACUCCUAUCCCUACUGAAAGGACAGUUACACAUUUGAACACUCUGAAGGACCGUCACCCAGGUGAUUUGUGGGCCCGGAUGCACAUCUCAUCCUUGGAAUAUGCUGCAGGAGACAUUACCCGAAAAGGGAGAAGAAAAGACAAAGCUCGAGUGAGUGAACUGCUCCAAGGUCUCUCAUUCUCUGGUGACUCAGAUGUGGAAAAAGAUAAUGAGCCUGAGAUCCAGCCUGCUCAAAAGAAGUUAAAGGUGUCUUGUUUCCCAGAAAAGAGUUGGACCAAAAGAGACAUUAAACCCAACUUUCCAAGCUGGUCAGCACUGGAUUCUGGACUUUUGAAUCUCAAGAGUGAAAAGUUGAACCCAGUAGAGCUUUUUGAAUUAUUUUUUGAUGAUGAAACAUUCAACUUAAUUGUCAGUGAAACCAAUAAUUAUGCUUCUCAGAAAGAUGUCAGCUUGGAAGUCACAGUUCAGGAAAUGAGGUGUGUGUUUGGUGUCCUACUUUUGAGUGGAUUUAUGAGGCAUCCUAGAAGGGGAAUGUAUUGGGAAAUCUCUGACACCAAUCAGAACCUGGUUAGAGAUGCAAUCAGAAGGGACAGAUUUGAAUUGAUUUUCUCAAACCUGCACUUUGCAGAUAAUGGCCACCUAGAUCAAAAAGAUAAGUUUACAAAGUUGAGACCUCUCAUAAAACAAAUGAAUAAAAAUUUCCUCUUGUAUGCUCCCCUGGAAGAAUACUAUUGCUUUGAUAAGUCAAUGUGUGAAUGCUUUGAUAGUGAACAAUUCCUGAAUGGAAAGCCUGUUAGAAUUGGAUAUAAAAUUUGGUGUGGUACAACCACACAGGGUUAUCUGGUUUGGUUUGAGCCCUAUCAAGAAGAAUCAACUAUGAAGGUAGAUGAGGAUCCUGACCUUGGGUUAGGUGGAAAUCUAGUAAUGAACUUCGCUGAUGUUCUUUUAGAGAGAGGUCAGUAUCCCUAUCACCUGUGUUUUGAUAGUUUCUUUACAAGUAUCAAAUUGUUGUCAGCCUUGAAGAAGAAAGGGGUGAGGGCAACAGGAACAAUUCGUGAGAACAGGACCGAAAAAUGUCCCCUUAUGAAUGUAGAACAUAUGAAAAAAAUGAAGAGAGGGUAUUUUGAUUUCCAAGUAGAAGAAAACAAUGAGAUAAUUUUGUGUCGUUGGUAUGGGGAUGGCAUUAUCAGUCUGUGCUCCAAUGCUGUGGGCAUAGAACCAGUCAAUGAGAUAAGUUGUUGUGAUGCUGAUGAUGGAGAAAUCCCUCAGAUAAGUCAACCGUCCAUAGUAAAAGUGUAUGAUGAAUGCAAGGAAGGUGUAGCUAAAAUGGAUCAAAUUAUUUCGAAGUAUAGGGUGAGGAUAAGAAGCAAGAAAUGGUACUCAAUUUUGGUGAGCUACAUGAUUGAUGUAGCCAUGAACAAUGCAUGGCAACUACACAGAGCCUGUAACCCAGGUGCUUCUCUAGACCCCUUGGAUUUUCGGAGAUUUGUUGCACAUUUCUACUUGGAACACAAUGCUGAUCUGUCAGAUUAAGACACAUAAAAUGGACAUAGUGCAGACAUUAAUAAGACAUAGAAAAAUAAUAAUUGUAUAUGCUGUUGUACCCUCCCAAAGUAAAUCUGAUAUAUGUAAUGAAGUUAUUAAAUAAUUAAUACUUUUAAAAAUCAGACAUUUAUAUAGAGUUUCAAGGACUAUUGUAACAAUGUUAAAAAUUAUCUGUGAAAAUGUUGAACUAAAGUACCUUUCUGUAUGUCAAAUUUGUGUCAGACAUGGGAAAUCCUUUAUUUGUUCAAUUGA
This is a messenger RNA of Piliocolobus tephrosceles (Ugandan red Colobus), 4549 nucleotides long. RefSeq names its product piggyBac transposable element derived 1 (gene PGBD1). The coding region runs from base 1856 to 4285 and encodes 809 amino acids. Gene Ontology annotation, cellular component: membrane. Gene Ontology annotation, molecular function: sequence-specific DNA binding. Lineage: Eukaryota; Metazoa; Chordata; Mammalia; Primates; Cercopithecidae. The record is from RefSeq and is a predicted model, not a curated record. The transcript is spliced from 7 exons.